Messenger RNA from Fusarium venenatum, 1023 nucleotides. RefSeq lists its product as uncharacterized. Gene Ontology annotation, molecular function: hydro-lyase activity. NCBI's taxonomy places the organism in Eukaryota, Fungi, Ascomycota, Sordariomycetes, Hypocreales, Nectriaceae. The record is from RefSeq and is a predicted model, not a curated record.
AUGUCAUUUUGGAUCGAGACAGAAGAUUGGCAUACAGCCGGCGAACCUUUUCGCAUCGUCCAAACCCUUCCCAAAGACCACCUCCCGAUCGGUGCAACAGUCAAAGACCGUCGCCUCAAUGUGAUCAACACUCCCAACCAUCCUCUUGAUCGGCUCCGCCAAUCUCUAUGCCAUGAACCGCGUGGGCACGCUGAUAUGUACGGCGGCUUUAUUACAGAACCAGACGACGCCGGCGCUGACUUUGGAGUCCUGUUUUGGCACAAAGAUGGCUUUUCCACUGCGUGCGGGCACGGCACUAUAGCUCUAGGUUACUGGGCCAUUACUAAGAAAUUGGGCCAAGUGCCAGAAAAUGGGACUGUCGAUGUUGUGAUCGAUGUGCCUUCAGGACGAGUAGUAGCCAAGAUCACUCUUGAACAGGGAAGACCGAUUCAUGGGGAUUUCAUCAAUGUUAAGAGCUAUCAGAUCGCCAAAGACUUGUCGGUCAACCUUCCUUCAAGGGAUGUCGAUAUAAAGGUCAACUUGGCUUUUGGGGGAGCCGUUUACGCCCACGUUGAUGCUGCUCAACUGGGUCUCACGGUCGAGCCAAGUCGGCAUAUUGACUUCAUCGCCAUUGGAAGAGAGAUCAAAGCGGCGCUUGGUACAAGAGCACACUACGGAGACUACGACUUAUACGGUGUGAUAUUCUAUAAUGAACAAGGUUCUGGAGAUAUUGGAGAGAUCCGACAAAGAAAUGUUGUUAUCUUUGCGGAUGGCCAGACUGACCGCUCGCCUUGUGGCUCAGGCACAGCUUCAAGAAUUGCAGUUCUUCUCGCCGAAGGGAGAUUGGGUGCCGGGAAAGGCAGGCUUUUGCAUCGGUCUAUCAUUGAUACGCUAUUCGAGGCAGACAUUGUCUCUGAAGAGGCAAGCCCGGUGGAAUUUCCUGCUUGUAUACCGCGGGUCAGAGGAACAGCUAAUUUGGUUGGGCGGAUGAAUUUCUUCAUUGACCCUGCUGAUACUGUAUUCCCUGGCUUCCUUUUGCGGUAG